AAUGGUGUUCCUCUCUAGCAGUGCAGAACUUGAGUAUCUUGGAGUAAGCGAGGCAAGACAAUCCACUUGCUGAGAACCGACCUCGAUCCGAAGAUUUUAUUGUAACCAGAAGGAACCCAGUCUUCGAGUUCGCCACUGAGCAGAAAUGAAUAUCUCGCAUUUGGUGGCUUGUGGACUAUUGAUGACUCUGCUUUCAGUGAGCAUGGAGGCUAAACCUUUGACGCCGGCACAGCAAAAGUCUCUUAGAAGCUUGCUAGGCGAAGAGCUGUCCGAGUACCUAGCAUCGGGGGAGACGGAAGGCAAACUUGAGAGUGCAAGGUCGAGGGUGCGACUCCUCCGGGACCUGCGCCUGGACACCCGGGCGAAGGCAGCCUGGGCGCGGAUUCUGAACGACCAGCCCAGCCCGCGGAAGUUCAAGGGCGGCGUGAAGAAAGGGGGAUCCCGGGGCUGCUUCGGCCACAAGAUUGACAGAAUAGGGACCAUCAGCGGCCUCGGCUGCUAAAGAGACAGCGCCCAGAGGCGAACCUUCAUUGGACGAUGGGUUUGGACAAACUCGGCUGUGGUUGCUCUUUACCUGAGGAAAACAGAAAGCACCCUCUCUUUUCAAGAAACUGACUGGUUCGAAUUUUGGUACAACGAACCACCAUCACCAGCGUUACAGAACACUAAGAGAAAAAAAAAAUCCGAAAAAAAUAUACAUAAAAAAUAAACGCUACAAAAAGGCGGACAAUGAUGUAGACACUAAAACUGCAAAGCUGUAUAUUGUCGCUGCUGUAAAUUCAUGUACUUCAUUCCUGCAUAAAUGUAUUUAUGUUUAAGAAAACUAUUUAUAUGUUUAUAAAAGAGAUAUUUAUAAAUAUGAGUUUUAUUUAUGUAACAUUUUGAAAUGGAUUUAAACUGCAGGUCAAACACGUUUGUAACAUUUUUUUUGUCUUAAAUAGCUGUAAAUGUUUUAAAAAAUGAAAAACCAUUCCACAUGCA
This is a messenger RNA of Lepisosteus oculatus (spotted gar), 981 nucleotides long. It is a transcript of the gene nppc, whose product is annotated as natriuretic peptide C. Gene Ontology annotation, molecular function: hormone activity. The record is from RefSeq and is a predicted model, not a curated record. NCBI's taxonomy places the organism in Eukaryota, Metazoa, Chordata, Actinopteri, Semionotiformes, Lepisosteidae. Gene Ontology annotation, cellular component: extracellular region. Gene Ontology annotation, biological process: cGMP biosynthetic process; receptor guanylyl cyclase signaling pathway.